AUGUGGACAUCACCAUCCAACCUUGAUACAAUACCACUGAAUAACAAAUUUUAUCGAGGCACCACAUUCAGGCGAAUCAUUUUAAAAAAAUCCAAUCGUACCUCUUCUCUCUCACACGCACCAAUGGUCAAAUUCGCAACUCUCCAAAAUCAAACCCGUGAUGGUAGACUUGUCAUGGUCAAUCGAGAAGGUACCCACUUUGAAUAUGUUCCGCAAGAGAUUUGUACCACCUUGCAACAAUUAAUGGACUCGUGGGAUGAUUUGUAUCCUCGCAUUGAAAAAUUAUAUUCUGAAUUGGAUUUCAAACAACAACAUGAAAUUACGAGCAAGACUCAAUUUAUGGCACCUCUUCCUCGUGCCUAUGAAUGGAUUGAUGGAAGUGCCUAUAUCAAUCAUAUUGUAUUGGUCCGAAAGGCUCGUAAUGCUCCUCUUCCAGAAACUCUCCGCACAGAUCCAUUAGUCUAUCAAGGUGGUAGUGGUACCUUCUUGGGUCCAAACUCUCCCAUUGAACACUUUUCCGAAGAUUAUGGUAUUGAUUUUGAAGGUGAAGUAGCAGUCAUUACUGGUGAUGUUCCAAUGGGUACUACCAAAGAAGAAGCACACAAAUACAUCAAAUUAGUCAUGAUUUGUAAUGAUGUUUCAUUGAGAAAUCUCAUUCCAAAAGAAUUGGAGAAACAAUUUGGAUUUUUUGUGAGUAAGCCUUCCACUUCCUUCUCUCCUUUUGCAGUUACAUUGGAUGAAUUACAACAAUCAGAUUUAUGGAAAGAUGGUCGUUGUCAUGGUGAUUUAAUUUCUCAUUUGAAUGGAAAAUUAUUUGGAAAUCCAAAUGCAGGACCAGAAAUGUUCUUUUCCUUUUAUGAUUUAAUUCAACAUGUGACUCAAACACGUGCUCUUACUGCUGGUACUAUUAUUGGAUCAGGUACAGUGAGUAAUGAAGAUCAAUCUCGUGGAUCAUCAUGUAUUGCAGAGAAGAGAAUGAUUGAAAAAAUUGAAACUGGUGAAUUUAAAACACCAUUCAUGAAAUUUGGAGAUGAAAUUGAAUUGGAAAUGUUUGACAAACAAGGAAUCUCUAUUUUUGGUAAAAUUAAACAACAAGUCGUCAAGAAGAAUAAAUAG
Messenger RNA from Naegleria lovaniensis, 1116 nucleotides. RefSeq lists its product as uncharacterized. Lineage: Eukaryota; Heterolobosea; Eutetramitea; Acrasida; Naegleriidae. The transcript has a single exon. The coding region runs from base 1 to 1116 and encodes 371 amino acids. The record is from RefSeq and is a predicted model, not a curated record. Gene Ontology annotation, molecular function: catalytic activity.